ACGUACGUACGGCGCAAGCCCGAGGGCGACAGCAGCGCGCAGGCGCACGUAGGUCCCCGCGCUUUUCGGAGGCCGCCGGCGUCCCAGACCGGCGGCAGGAUAGCAGCAUCAAGGACCAUUGUGUACAUGGAGAAGUGCACAGUACCUGGAUUGAAACUGCUCGUGUUCCAUUUCUGGCACCAUUCAUAACUGACUGUGUGAUCUCAAGACCUGUAAAAUGCAGACCUCCAGCUCUAGAUCUGUGCACCUGAGUGAAUGGCAGAAGAAUUACUUCACAAUUACAUCUGGCAUAUGUACAGGACGGAAGGCAGAUGCAUACCGUGCACAGAUAUUACGCAUUCAGUAUGCAUGGGCAAACUCUGAGAUUUCCCAGGUCUGUGCUACCAGACUGUUCAAAAAAUAUACAGAGAAAUAUUCUGCAAUUAUUGAUUCUGACAAUGUUGAAUCUGGCUUGAAUAAUUAUGCAGAAAACAUUUUAACUUUGGCAGGAUCUCAACAAACAGAUAGUGACAAGUGGCAGUCUGGAUUGUCAAUAAAUAAUGUUUUCAAAAUGAGUAGUGUACAGAAGAUGAUGCAAGCUGGCAAAAAAUUCAAAGACUCUCUGUUGGAACCUGCUCAUGCAUCAGUGGUAAUCCAUAAGGAGGCCACUGUCUUUGAUCUUCCUAAAUUUAGUGUUUCUGGUAGUUCUCAAGAGAGUGACCCAUUACCUAACUCAGCUCAUGAUCAAGAUAGGACCCAGGACUUCCCAGAGAACAGUCCUUUGAAACUCCUUCAGACUGCCCAGCCACCUAUGGUGACUAACACUGCUAAGGCUUGUCCUACAUUCUUAGCACCUGUAGGUGACUCAGCCACUGCAAAAUUCCAUGUCACACCGUUGUUUGGAAAUGUCAAAAAGGAAAAUCACAGCUCUCCAAAAGAAAACAUAGGACUUAAUAUGUUCUUAUCUAAUCAGUCUUGUUUUCCUGCUGCCUGUGAGACUCCACAAAGGAAGUCUUUUUAUGAUUCUGGCACCAUUGAUGCAGUUUCCAAUCCAAUACUAAAUAAGGCUUGUAGUAAAACAGAAGAUAAUGGCCCAAAGGAGGAUAGCAGCCUGCCUACAUUUAAAACGGCAAAAGAACAAUUGUGGGUAGAUCAGCAAAAAAAGUACCACCAACCUCAGCGUGCAUCAGGGUCUUCUUAUGGUGGUGUAAAAAAGUCUCUAGGAGCUAGUAGAUCCCGAGGAAUACUUGGAAAGUUUGUUCCUCCUAUACCCAAGCAAGAUGGGGGAGAGCAGAAUGGAGGAACGCAGUAUAAGCCUUACGGGGCAGGGCCUACAGAACCAGCACAUCCAGUCGAUGAGCGUCUGAAGAACUUGGAGCCAAAGAUGAUUGAACUUAUUAUGAAUGAGAUUAUGGAUCAUGGACCUCCAGUAAAUUGGGAAGAUAUUGCAGGAGUAGAAUUUGCUAAAGCCACCAUAAAGGAAAUAGUUGUGUGGCCCAUGUUGAGGCCAGACAUCUUUACUGGUUUAAGGGGACCCCCUAAAGGAAUUUUGCUCUUUGGUCCUCCUGGGACUGGUAAAACUCUAAUUGGCAAGUGCAUUGCUAGUCAGUCUGGGGCAACAUUCUUUAGCAUCUCUGCUUCAUCCUUAACUUCUAAAUGGGUAGGUGAGGGGGAGAAAAUGGUCCGUGCAUUGUUUGCUGUUGCAAGGUGUCAGCAACCAGCUGUGAUAUUUAUUGAUGAAAUUGAUUCCUUGUUAUCUCAAAGGGGAGAUGGUGAGCAUGAAUCUUCUAGAAGGAUAAAAACAGAAUUUUUAGUUCAGCUAGAUGGAGCAACAACAUCUUCUGAAGAUCGUAUCCUAGUGGUGGGAGCAACAAAUCGGCCACAAGAAAUUGAUGAGGCUGCCCGGAGAAGAUUGGUGAAAAGGCUUUAUAUUCCCCUCCCAGAAGCUUCAGCCAGGAAACAGAUAGUAAUUAAUCUAAUGUCCAAAGAGCAGUGUUGCCUCAGUGAAGAAGAAAUCGAACAGGUUGUACAGCAGUCUGAUGGGUUCUCAGGAGCAGACAUGACACAGCUUUGCAGAGAGGCUUCUCUUGGUCCUAUUCGCAGUUUACAAACUGCUGACAUUGCUACCAUAACACCGGAUCAAGUUCGACCAAUAGCUUAUAUUGAUUUUGAAAAUGCUUUUAGAACUGUGCGACCUAGUGUUUCUCCAAAAGAUUUAGAGCUUUAUGAAAACUGGAACAAAACUUUUGGUUGUGGAAAGUAAAUGGGAUUCUUGGAAUCAAAAGACGGCAUCUCUGUAGUACAGUUUUUUUUUUUUUUUUUUUUUUUUUUAGCAUAGAAAGUUGGGGAUGUGUUAAUUGUGUUUUUUAGAAUAUAUUCUGAAUUCUGUACUUCAAAUAAUAAUAGCUCAGAUUUUAUAACUGAUUGACAUAGUGUAUGUUAAUGUAAGUUUUGCUCUCCAGUGAUUACCUAAUGUGUAAGCCUAUCUGAACAAAGUGAGAAUGAACUUUUGUUUCUAAGAAGUCUUUCUUGAAGCUAUAUAACAUGAAAAGUGAGCUCAAAUUUUUUUUUACUUGAAGGUUACAUAUAAAGUUGUAUCUGAUUAAUAUUCGUCUUUUAUUGAAGAAAGUGCGUUCUGAUGGCCACAUAAUUCUUAAUGUCUGCUAGUAUAAUGGUUUACAUUUGGACAAAGUAUUGCUUAGUGUUAUUUGAGUAGAUUUAAGAUCUCACUAAAAGCUAAAGUGCCAAUUUUUACUUUCUUCAGCCAAUUUGUUACCUCUUUUAUGGUUGUUAAUUUUUAUCAGGACUAACAUUUUCAGAAAUAGCAAGGUGUGAUCUAGUAUUAGAGAUAUGUUCACAGAACUGAAAGCUUAAUUAAGAAUGUUGUUUACUUUCAGGGAAGCGUGUGAUAUUUAACAUUAAUAUUUUAUUUGACACUAUAGCCUGUAAUACUGCUCUCUUUCAAAAAUAAGUGUUUUCAGAUUUUUAUAACAGACCCAUUUUGUUUUAUGAAACAUGUUCAUUACAGUGAAGCAUGUUCGUUACAGAAAUAUGAGAAAAUAGAGAUAAGUAAAAAGAAUAAAAAUCACUGUUAUCCUACCACUUUGUGGGACACACUAUUAAUAUUUAAGCAUAGAUUUUUCCAGAUGUUUUGUUUUAUAUAGCAGUAGGAUUGUAUAAUGUAUUCUGUCUUGUAGCCUGCUCUUUAAAGCGUAUCUUUACAUGUUGACGUAAAUGUCCUUUUAUGAUUGUCUAGGAUUCCAUGGAUGGAUGGACUAUAAUUGAGUCAUCUGGUAGAGUGCAUAUAGGACAGGACACUAGGUUGUUUAUCUUUUGUUUAUUGUAAAGGAACUAUGUGGGAUGCAAUUGGUGAUCUUUUUAAAAAAUGUAUAAAUUUCUUGAGUAAUUCUUGGAUUAAAGAAUAUGUACUUUUUAAUGCUU
Messenger RNA from Chlorocebus sabaeus (green monkey), 3420 nucleotides. RefSeq names its product fidgetin like 1 (gene FIGNL1). Lineage: Eukaryota; Metazoa; Chordata; Mammalia; Primates; Cercopithecidae. Gene Ontology annotation, molecular function: ATP binding; ATP hydrolysis activity; microtubule severing ATPase activity. The record is from RefSeq and is a predicted model, not a curated record.